Messenger RNA from Penicillium argentinense, 798 nucleotides. RefSeq lists its product as uncharacterized. Bases 1 to 798 code for a protein of 265 amino acids. The record is from RefSeq and is a predicted model, not a curated record. The transcript has 2 exons. Lineage: Eukaryota; Fungi; Ascomycota; Eurotiomycetes; Eurotiales; Aspergillaceae.
AUGACCGUCACCUAUCGCCAUGGACUUUCGAUCCUCGAACUGAUCAUCUACCUCCCUUCUUUCUUUGUCACUUGCUUUUUGACAUACCGCCAUGGCCUGCGCCGAAAUAGCGGCUUCUUCUUUCUGGCAACAUUCACCUUAUCUCGCAUUGUGGGAGCAUGCUGCGAUCUUGUCGCCAUCGACCAUUAUACAUUGGGCCUGUAUAUCGCCGCCGCGGUCUGCAUGGCGAUUGGACUGUCUCCUCUGAUGCUUGCUCUAUCCGGCCUCCUUUCUCGAGCAAAUCUAUCCAUCCAAAGAAAAACAGGCCAGGCCCCUCUCAACCAACUCAUCUUUAUCUUUUUCCGCCUCCUCACACUGGUCGCCAUGGUCCUCAGUAUCGUCGGGAUCACAGCCAACAUGAGCGCCGAGGGCCUCGCACACCCCGACAUCAAAGUCAAGGUCGGCAUGACCCUUUAUCUUGUCGCAGCCGGAGUGUUGUGCCUGUUGCUCGCUUUCUUGGGCAUGCACCAAGUAUCUAUGCAGCGCGGAGAAAAGCGAACAAUUCUCGCAGUGGCUAUCUCCACACCAUUCCUGCUGGUCCGACUGAUCUACGCUACACUAAUUUGGUUCCUGCACGACUCUUCUUUCAGUAUGAUUGGUGGAAAUGUAACCAUCCAGCUGGUCAUGUCUGUUUUGGAGGAAUUUGCUAUUGUGAUUACUUGUAUUGGCGUUGGGAUUACCCUGCGGGUGGUCAGUAAGGAGAGCCGGGCGACGCAGGAGACUCAUUUGGACGUGUACUCGCCCCAGCACAAGUCUUGA